Anopheles bellator is the source of this 559-nucleotide messenger RNA. RefSeq names its product ATP synthase-coupling factor 6, mitochondrial (gene ATPsynCF6). The transcript has 3 exons. Gene Ontology annotation, biological process: proton motive force-driven ATP synthesis. Gene Ontology annotation, molecular function: proton transmembrane transporter activity. Lineage: Eukaryota; Metazoa; Arthropoda; Insecta; Diptera; Culicidae. The coding region runs from base 52 to 369 and encodes 105 amino acids. The record is from RefSeq and is a predicted model, not a curated record.
GUUCUAUAAGAGCCGAAGUAGUCCGAUUUCGUUCCGUGAAAUAAAAUAAGGAUGCUGACCAACCAGAUGCUCUCCGCUGCCCGUAUCGUGGGACUCCAGGCCCGCCGCAACUACGGUGUGUCAGCCGUCCUGCUGUCGAAAGCUACCGAUCCUAUCCAGCAGCUGUUCGUGAACAAAUUGCGCGAGUAUGGACAGAAGAGCGCUGGUGGCAAGCUGGUUGACGCUACUCCGGAAAUCGAGCGAGAACUGAAGCAGGAAAUGGAGAAGCUGGCCAAGCAGUACGGCGGUGCUUCGGGCGUGGACAUGACCGCCUUCCCAACGUUUAAGUUCGAGGAACCGAAGAUCGAUCCGAUCAAUUCGAGCGCAUAAGCCCAACCCAGCCGUGUGUAAAAGCGCUUUCGCCGAACAUCUGCGAUCACUUACGAUAGGAGUUAUUACUGAACCGUGCGGAUGGUACUGAAAAAUCACCGCUUGUAAAAAAUAUUUUCCCAUGUUUUAGUGUUUAUUUAGAGGUGAAAAGAAAAUGGGGAUAAAGGCAGAGCUUCAUCCAACUACGGCA